This is a messenger RNA of Manacus vitellinus (golden-collared manakin), 10241 nucleotides long. It is a transcript of the gene N4BP2, whose product is annotated as NEDD4 binding protein 2. Lineage: Eukaryota; Metazoa; Chordata; Aves; Passeriformes; Pipridae. Bases 677 to 6055 code for a protein of 1792 amino acids. The record is from RefSeq and is a predicted model, not a curated record. Gene Ontology annotation, molecular function: ubiquitin binding. The transcript is spliced from 20 exons.
AGGUUUUCUUUGCUGAAUUUCCCACAUGAUGGAACAAAUCUGUUCUUGACCAGCAUGGAUAUGUACACCUUUUCAAGAUGCUUAAGAACUGUGGUGAAGAACCAAGUGGAAUGGCAAGAGGAAGAAUCUACUUCUGAUGAUGUUUGAUUUCUAUGCUGGGAGGCAUGGUUUCCUGACAGAAGAGUGCAUUAUAUUUUAUAACAGCAGAUCUUUAUUAAAUGUGCCAUCAGUGGUGGUUUUGGAAAGAUGAGAAGACACCCACUGCAGAACAAUUCAGUGAAGCUGAAAAUAAUGUCUAUGAUGCAUCUGUCCAGCUCCUUAGGGGGGUAGCAGUACUGGAACAGGCAUCACCUGAGGCUCAUAAUCUACCAUCAGAAAUAAACUCUGGCCAGCUAGAAAGAUGGUGAUGUUAAAGCACCCUGACCUGACAAGUCUACUUCUUCUUUCCUAGAGAUCCAGGGAGGGAAGGACUAAGUGAACAUGGAAGUGCUGCCAUUGAUUUAUCUGCGUGUGUUGAAUUGAUCAUCACUGGCAAAAUAGUCUUUACAAACAGGUCUACUGUUUCUGUUAUGUCUGUCCCAGUUAUGAGAGCUUUUUUUGUGACUUUUGAGCCUGGUGCUGUCAGCCUCAUGUGAACAAACCAAAACAAAAAGCACGCUGAUUUUUAGAAAACAAAAUGCCACGGAGAAGGAAAACUGGUGGGAGUCCUUCUCAGAAGAGUGGCAAUUCUGACAGAACUGCUCUUGCUGUAUCCCAAGGGGACCCAAGUCACUUAAUGUCUCAAGCAGUGCAUUAUGUCAAUAAGGAAGAGCUUUUCAACAGCAUGUCAGAGAUGUUUUCUAUCCUAGAUCCUAGCGUGGUUUAUAUGGUUCUGUCUGAAUGCGAUUUUAAAGUAGAAAAUGCUAUGGAUCAUCUUCUAGAGCUGUCCACCCAUGCCAAAGGAGUAGCAUCUUCAAAAACCUUGGGUUUUGAUUCAGCAGCAGCAUCAUUAGCUCUUGUUAAUCAGCAAAGAUCUGUUGCAAAUGAAAGAAUGGUGGAAAGUACUGCAGAACAAAGUAAACCUGGAGAAACCAUAGAAAAGGUCCUGUCAUCUGAUGUGCAGCUGACUGAAGAACUGGAUUCCUUAAUAGAAAAUGCCUUUCAGAGUUACAGCUUGAGUGAUGAAUUACCUAAUUCUGCAAAUGACCAAAUAGUACAUAAGCACCCUGUGGAGCACGAUGGCUUAAUUGAAUUUUCCGAGUGGGAAAAAUCUGAUUCAGUUUGCAAUGUCCUAUUUUUUCCACAGCAAGCAGAGACAAAUAAUGAGGUUUUAGAAAACUUCUGUUCUCAGCCACCAGUGAGUCAGCUGAGCAUCCAGGCAAGCUCACCGGCUGCAUCAGGCACUUUUACACAGAUAAUGGAAGAUUCUGAUUUGUUGGAAAUACAUGCUCAACGUGAUGUAGCUUCAGAAGUGUACAAACAAUUAAAUGGAGAAAUAUCAUCUGAAAAUUCUGAUCAGACACAAGAUACUGUUUUGGAUCAAAGUAGUGUCACUCCUGUUUCUGGUGAGUCCUCCCAAAGCCCUCUGGAACUUGGAGUAACUGUCACUGGAGAUCCUAAUUCAAGGUGCUUGGAACAACCCGAAGAGGUAGUGACUCCCUUUAACAACUACCAGAGCACUUCUCUUCCAGAGGCAUCUGUAUCUCUUGAAACAUCCAGUUUGAAAACACAAAAACCUGCAGAUGUUCAGCAAACUCAACAGGGUUAUAACUUAAAUUUUUCUACACCAUCAGGUCAAUCACAGCAACGCUGGAAUCUCAUGGCUCCUGUGUUUUAUCCAUCCAGUAGAAGUCACAGCUUUGUAGUUCCUGUGGCUGCCAGUCCAGGGCAGUGGAGACCUGGUUCAGACUGUAGGACUUCAGAAAAAGGACUUUUUGUUUCCUCCCCAGUGGUUUCAAAUGCCUGGGAUAGCAACCCUUCUCUGAAGGUAUGGGGAAAUCAAGAUAGAAACUCAAAAUUGAACCUCUCGCAAGUACAGCAACCACGUGUUUGUCACAUGAUGAGAAAAAAGAUGCAUCUUAUAGGUCAAGUACUUGUUCUUCUCAGAGGUGUUCCAGGAUCAGGAAAAUCAUAUUUGGCAAGGAAUAUCCUUGAGGAUAACCCAGGUGGAAUAAUUCUUAGUACUGAUGAUUACUUUAAUAAACAUGGACAAUACCAUUAUGAUCCCAAUUGCUUAGGGGAAGCACAUGACUGGAACAGGAAACGAGCCAAAGAAGCUUUUGAAAUGGGAAUCACUCCUAUAAUAAUAGACAACACAAACAUACAAGCAUGGGAGAUGAAGCCUUAUGUUACUUUGGCUCAGCAGUUCAAAUAUGAAGUAAUGUUCCGAGAACCAGACACUUGGUGGAAGUUUAAACCGAAAGAACUUGAAAGGCGAAACAUUCAUGGUGUAUCUAAAGAAAAGAUCAAAAGGAUGUUGGAACGAUAUGAACGCUGCCUUACUGUUAGAUCAAUAUUGGAUUCUUCAGUUCCAGACAAAUCAGAAGCUGCUGGUUGGAGUGAAGAUCCUUCUCAGGAGGAAAGCCAUAGUUUGUGUUUCAGAAAGACAGAGGCACAUUCUGAUGCAAAGGAAGAACCACCUUUUGCUGUGGAGCCUCUUGAAUUAGCUGAAGUUGAUAAAACUUCUCCCCAUAAUUCUCUAAUAUUAGAAAGCAGCUGUGAUCCUGAACGUUUUCAGCAAGAGGAAAAAGAAAUAAAAAAUAACUCAGCGGAACACAAUUCUGAGAACAGUGCUGUUCAAGAUGACUUGGAUGUCUGUUUAUCAGAGUGCAUCGAAAAAGAGCUGCCCUUGGAGAAGAAAGAAGAAAAGGGAGAAAAAGUAGAAAAAAAUGCUGAAACAGAAAUAGAUGAUGUUGAUGUGAUCACAGCUGAAGAGACUGCGAAUUUGCAUACAGGAGGAGCUGAGGAACACAGCGAUAACAACACUGUCAAUGUUCAACCUGCAGUUCAGCAGUCGGGUUCCAUAUGUAUGGAACCAAAAUCAACACAAACUAGUAACACAGUGGAACCAAGCAGUUCAGCUUUUGACACGUCAGGGAAACCUGAACUACUAAACUUCCUGGGUGACUGGCCUGUAGAACAAACAAUGGGACAGAGAGUCAAAAGAUCUAGAAGACUAGAAAAAUCUUCUCUGAAGAGUGAUAAGGAAAGUGAAACUCUGAGUCAGCAGCAUCCUGAGAUUGGUAAAGAGCAAGUGGGCCUGCCUGAGACAUACACUGUUGAGAGAGGACAUGAGAAAGAAAAUCUAGCCUCUAGCUGGUCCUCUAUUAGUUCAGAUAAAGUUACACUGGAAUUGCAAAUGGUAGGACAUUGGCCUAUCUCAGCCUCAUUAGAACAGAGACAACAAAGGUCAAGGAGAAUGAAAACAACAAAUCAGUCUGAUGAAGGUAGAAAUCCUGAAGGUGACAUUGACAUAAAUGCUCUUGAGACUGUAGAUGUGCUUUGUGGGACACCCGUGAGCACUGCAGAGCAACCAGAUAUAAAGAGUUUUCCUAUGCACCAAGAUGAAAUAGUAGCCAGUGAAACAGGAGGUGAGGAAAAAAGCCAGCAAAAUAAGAGAACAAAGAAACAUCACAGAUUAGCCCUCACUUUUACAAACAACAGUUUGCCCCAUCCCAAAGAAGAGGACCACUUGUCUAACCUUAACACUACAGAAGAGAAACAGGACACGUACUUAUGUAGACAAAAAAGUAGCCAUUCACAGACUGAAUCACAGGACUUUGCUCUCCUCUGGAGAUUAGAAAAGAAAAUGCUUUUUCCUGACACUACCAAAGUAUUGCAUGGCAGACUAGAUGGCUUCAAACCCAAACACAUUGAUAAUGCCUCAGAUUCUCAGGAAAAAAUACCAUAUCGAGUUACUUAUGAUAAAAGUACAUUUGUAGAAGAAAGUGAACUUACCGAUAUUGAUGACUCUGAAAAGCUGGAUACACUGUGUAAGCUCUUUGAGUCUGUUUCAUUUGAAGCUCUGAAAGAUCUCUAUGAAAGAUGUAACAAAGACAUAGACUGGGCCACAGGUUUGCUGUUAGACUCUGAAGAAAAGUUAUGCAAAGCUGUUGAUACCGAAUGCUUUCAGGUAAGAGAAGCUGAACCAGUUGUCGCAGACCUUGAUUUCAAGGCAAGUACAAACUGUGAUGAGAAUCUCAGAGACGGCGAACAGACAGCAAAAGUGAUUGGGACUGGUGGUAUCUCUGAGGCUUCAGAAGGUAAGAACUCAUCACUCAGCAUUGCAGAAAGUAGGGCUGCCAAGGCAACUGUGACAGAUGCUGAUGUACCUGACUCAUUCACUGCUACCUCACUGAAUGAUACAGAGGAACUGAAAAAUUCCAUGGAUGCAGCCCCUAGAACCGACACAAACAGCUCAGCAGCAGGUGUCACUGAGCUGUCCAUUUCAGGAAAGCAGUCUGUGGAGUCUGAGAGUCUUGCUGAAGAAACUGUAAAUAAGCCAUCACUUUUACAACUUGAUGCAACCUUCUGUACACCCGUGACUUUGCCUCAUGGUCCUAACACAACUUCUACCAAUUUGAAAUGUGGAUUAAAUAAUGAAAGUGACAUUAAUCCUUCAGAAGGCAAUGCAGAGAAUUCCAAAGUGACUGCUUCUUUACUGGAAAAGGAUCAUGUGCUUCUGGUCAGUUCUAGGAGUGAUAAAGAAAUGGAGGUGGAUAAAGAAACCUGGGAAAGUUCUGAGGAGAUAUGUGGUAAAGAAGAAGUUGAAAGUCCAAGCUGGUCUGCAGCUAAAGCCAAGAGACAAAGCCCUGUACCAGCAUCACAUGCAGCUUUCAGUAUAGAUUGCCUAGAACUAACAUUACCUCCUGAACUGGCACUCCAGCUGAAAGAGAUAUUUGGGCCUGUUGGCAUUGAUGCAGGAUCACUGACUGUUGAGGAUUGUGUGGUUCACAUUGAUCUAAAUUUGGCAAAAGUGAUUCAUGAAAAAUGGAAAGAAUCUAUUCUGAAGCGUCAGAGGAGAGAUGAAUCAUGUAAGUUGUCUGCAGAAGGUCCUACUCUGAUUCAGCAAAUAGAUACAGAUGACUCAGAAAUGCUGCUAUCUCAGAAUGCAGACAGUAAAAUACAGAAGAAAAAAAUGAGCUGGGCUUCAGGCACAUCUAAUGACAUACAGAUGAAAAAAACAGCAACAUCAGACGUUUUUCCUUUUAUGGAUCACUGGAAUGCUCAGAUUCAGAAAGUUUCUCUCAGGCAAAUAAUUUCUGAAGAACUAGCUAUGCAGGAGAGACAGGACAUGAAUCGUGUUCCUUCUACGGCUAGAAAAGACUGUGCUGCUAAACUAAAGGAGAAGCAACUUUUUGAGAUGUUUCCAACUAUUAAUCAAAGUUUCUUAAUGGAUAUCUUCAGGGACAACAACUACUCUUUAGAACAAACUGAACAGUUUCUGAACUGUGUCCUGGAGGCAGAUCCUGUAAAAACAGUUAUAGCUCAAGAAAAUGUUCAGCAAAAUGAAAUUGUUACUUCUUACAGUGCAAAAAACCGGGAGAAGAAGGCAAAAAAAUGUAAGGAAGAGGAUGAUCCUUUGAGUGAAAUAUUUCAAGACUUUGAGUAUCCACAAUAUGAUGAUUUAAGAGCAGAAGCUUUUUGUCACCAGCAAAAGAGAAAAGAAUGUUUGAAAAAGGCUGGGGAGGCCUAUCGGAUGGGUAUGAAGCCUGUGGCAGCAUUUUAUGCACAUCAGAGUCGCCUUCACGAGCAGAAGAUGAAGGAAGCCAACCAUGCUGCUGCUGUGCAAAUCUUUGAGAGAGUAAAUUCUUCCUUGCUGCCUAUGAAUGUGUUGGAUUUGCAUGGUCUCCACGUGGAUGAAGCUGUGAAUCAGUUGUCCAGAGUGCUGCAGGAAAAAAGUGAAGAGCACCAGCAGACUGGUGGUAAACCAUAUCUCACUGUUAUCACGGGAAGAGGAAGCCAUAGUCAGGGAGGAGUUGCUCGCAUCAGACCAGCAGCUAUCAGAUACCUCACAACCCACAACUUCAGGUUCACAGAAAUAAAACCAGGUUGCCUGAAAGUCAUGCUCAUUUGAGGAGUUGUGGAGAAGAGGAAUAUAGAAACUGAGGUGUGUGAUUACAUCCAGAUUACAGAAAAAAGACCGAUGUUUUGAACAACUCUACUAGUAUUUUGUAAUCUGUUUUAAAGGAUGAUAUUUUAUUAGAAAUUACUUCAAUUUACAGUAAGUGGUUUUGUCAUAAUGUUUCCAAUAAAAUUUUUGUGUGAAAUGGAUCCUUUUUUGAACCUGCAAAAAAAGAAGAUACUUAAGGGAUUUGAAGUCUCAGAAAUAUAGAUCAAGAAUUUUGCUGAGAAAUACGUGAUGUCUUAAAGGGAAGUUAAGGUAUGAUUUUUAAAUAUAACUGUCUUCUCAGCAUACCUAAUCUAUUUCUUUUGACCCUCACACAUUUUGAUUGCCGUGACUUCUGUGCUUUUAAAACAUAGUACCUUGUACAGUUAUUUUGUGAUUCAGAACUUUGUGCUCAACCCUUCAGAAGAACAAAAGGAGAGAGUGAAACUGGGCAACUACUGAUAUUUCAAAUACAGUUACAGCUGAGUGCUAAAUAUUUCCAGGUUUCUUCAAAAGUCUGCUUUAGUGGUUAUGUUGUGAUGGGUUGACCAGUUCUAUUGUCUUUAUUCCAUUCUAAACUUCUCUCAAGUCUGGAAGUUGCAUAUAAUGGCCUGUGCAUUAAGGCCAGCUCCAUGUUUGGUAAUUUUGCAGACUUAGUGUGGUUUGUUAAAGGGAAACACACAAUGCUGUAGUUCAGUCUCUUCUUACACAUGGCUAAUACUGUAAUUUUGCAGGAAAUGCCCUUACAUUUUUGCCCUUACCAUCUACUGGAUUAAAAGUGUUUCUUAUUUUAUGGCUUUUUAAGUGAACCACAUUGAGUACUCUUUCACUGUGUCUAACAGUGAUGUCUUCAUUCUCUGUGUAUUAAGUUUGGUUUCCUUGUAGAAAAUAUGAUUGUGAAACAUUUUAAAUGUAUUUUUUACAUCAAAGUGAAUGCUUAUACUGCACUGGUAAUUGCCUAACUGGAAAGUCUGAGAGUACAAAAGUUCUGGUUUUGGUGGUGUGGCAUAAGCAUCUAGAAAUACCUAUGUAAAAAAAAAAUCCAAAACAACAUAGAAAAACUGCAAACAAAACCUCUCCACGAUGAAAUAUAAACAUCUGUACUUUGGCAAAUGUUUCCAGUAGACAAUCAGAACACUUUUUAAAAUAGAAAUAUCUUCUAGAAUGCAUUACUACUUUUAUUUACAUCUUUGCCUCUUGAAAUAUUCAUAUUCUUAAAAUAUUAAUUUUGUUUUAAGGCUUUUUCAGAACAGGUCUGAGUUUUGUAUUAGGAAUAAUAUUAAUAGGUUAAAGAUUAAUGGGAGUGUUUUUAAAGUUUUUAACCACUUUUGCAGGACCUACAUGCACAUAAGAGUUUGUGUAUGAAUCCAUAUGUGUGUGCAAGUUCUGCCAUUUGUGUGCAUGGGUACUAAUAAGCAAGGAACUUCUGUGAGAAAAACUGUCCACGGAAAUAGAUUUCACUUGAAAAUGUGUCUGUAUAAGUUGCUGACAAGCUGAAAGACAUGGUGUUUCCUGAAUACCCAUGUUUACUGCGAUACAUACACAGUGAGUGUAAUGCACAGUAGACUUAAAAAUGAGUUUGUCAUGCUUCAACAGAUAUAAUAAUGUUUUCAUGGUGAUUUCAAGUGGAAGAGUAGCUUGAAUAAUACUUAAUCAAAGGGACUCUUUCUAAAAUAAUAGACUGCCAUAAUAAGUUUUAUAUUUUUUGUGGGUACUUAGUUCAUCUGAAUUGUGUCCUUUCUCUGUUUCUUUCUCUCUGGCCUGCUCUGGUCACCAGUGGUGAAAUUCAAAAGACCUGUGUCCCCCAAACAGCACUAGCAGAGUGCUGCCACUGCACGAUGUCCUGUGUGGUGAAGCCCACGCUUCAUCCUCUGUGACAGUGCCUAAAAUGGACUGAGGUGCCGUUUAGGCAGUUGGCCUCAAGACAACAGUUCAGACUAUCAGCUGUCUUGUCCUAGCAGAGCUAGGAUUUUUAUUUUUCACCAAGAGCUGUCCCUUGUGCUCCUGAACAGGUUUUCCUUAGUGCUACUGUUUAUAACAAAUUAAGGUACAGCUCUCUGGGACAGCUCUUUGAAGUACCAACCCUGUUGAUUGACCUGAGUGGCUGUUGCGUGUUGAGCUUCUGGAUGCCCAAGCCCUACAGUGAUGUGCUUGUAAACAGGAAAGUACCAACACUUCUGGUUUUUUGGGGAGGGAGCCUGAUUCAUUCAAGCAUAUUCAUACCAUUCCCGACAUGAACAAAGACAGCUUAGAUUUUAUUUUGAAAGAUGAACAGAAAGAGUUGUUGUCUUGUCCAUCUGUUCAUCAUAAUCUAGUUGACAACUUUACCCUGGAGAUAAGAAACACUCAGCUUUUUGCCUUCUGGCUUCACAAGUGGAUGAUAAUGGUGGCACUUGACUCUCACUUCCCCAGAAAAUGCUCUGACCAAUGUGCUCGGGACUAUUUUUGAAGUCGCCACUUCCUGAGCCUCUUUCAAAAUCGCCACUGCAAGCUAAGAGUGCAAGAUCAAGGGGACAAAUGAGGUUGAAGAAUUAAAAGUGCAUAAACAGUCUCUGGAAAUGGGCCAGGACUUUUCAGAAAAGCAGCUGUCCCCGCUGAGCUUCAGUGUCCUUCCAUAGUCCUAUUUGGAUAAAUAUGUUUAAAAUGUUCCGGGCAAAACCUCCAUUGCUCCACCCAUUGCUUGGAGAAUUUUUUUUCAGUCUGUCAAAAGUCAACAGAGAAAUUCACAGCUUAAGAGCAGUUUGGGGUAGUUUUCUCUCUUCCUCUUUUAAUUGUCCUUUUGGGUACAGGUUGAGGUUCGCUAGAGUGCUCUACUUACUAAACCCUGUCUGGUUAUAGGCUGAUCAUUCACCUAGUAUAAGUUGUUUGACUACCAGCUGAACUCUGAUGGAAGAUGAUGGUUUAAAAUUGUAACAUGGGUAGAACCAAUCUUGCCUCUAUUGAAAAUAGUGACAGAGCCUCUGUCAGCUUCAGCAAUUCAAGAUGAGGCACUGCAGUUCCAACUCAGAGAAAAUAUGAUGAGCUCAAGCUUUUUCUUUUUUAGGAUCUCAAGCAUGUGCUUAAAAGCUGUGCUGAGCUUGAUGCAGAAUGGAGAAGGAGUUUAGUGCACAGUGAGUUAGUAAGUAGAUUUUUAUCAGUAAGGAUCUAAGUAAGUAGAGUUUUAUCAGUAAGAAUCUUCAUGCCUUCAGCUACUUGCCAGUAUUCCAGAAACACAACACUGGAGAUCUUGUAUUCUCUGACUGGUUUUAUAAUGUAUUCUGUGACAAAUUCUAUGAAAUAUAAUUGUUUCCAAAUGGUAUUUUAAAGUAGGUUACAUUUUAGAAGUUCCAGCCUUUCUGAUGUCUUUUACAGUUACAUCAGUGAGAAUCCUGAAGUAUCAUGUAAAUUCUGUAUCAUCUUACACUUUUAAUUAAAACAGCAGUAUUGCCACCAGCACUCUAAAAUAAUGUGUGACUGUUAAAAUACCUAUUUUGUGUACCACUUUUUAUUCUGUUCUUCAGCAGCAUGUGAUUGUGAUGACUUUAAUAUAUGACUUUUGGUGUCUUUUUUACAAAACAUUUUAAUAGUUAUCCCACAUUUUAAUUUAGGAAAAUUAUCCUGUUUUUAUUGUACAAAAUUAAUGCUUGUGCUAACAUUGAUGGGUGAUCUUACAGUAAAAAAAAAAAAAGACCCAGAGGUGCAAUGCAAAAAGUUGUCUGAAGUAAUGUGACCGCUGAAAAACAUUUCAGUUGAUUGUGAAAGUAGUAGGGCAAAAAUGUUAUUUUAAAAAAUAUUUCAAGAUAUUUUGGCUUUUGCUUUUAAUAUCAUGUGGUACCUCCCCCCCAAACCCAACCAAAACCCAACUGUUCAUGCUAUUUCAGCUAAAUAAAUUGUGCAGAGGAUUAAAUGACUAUAUGUGAAUAUGCAUGUGAAAAGACCUAGUACUGCAGCUACCACUUGUAAAAGCUGUUAGGACCAGUAAGUAUAUUGGAAGAUAUAAAUUUCUAUUUUUAAAUUAAAAUAAAAAAUGAUUUUUUUAUUUGUAUAAAGUUGUAAUUUUGCUGUUAACUUUAACUUUCAUUUUUUACUGAAAUAAUUUUGUAAUCUGCAUUUGGAAUUUCUAAUGUGAAAAGGAAUUUACAAAAUCUAGUUUAAUAAAGAUUUUUUGCCACAA